Capsella rubella is the source of this 1895-nucleotide messenger RNA. Its product is annotated as probable receptor-like protein kinase At5g18500. The transcript is spliced from 8 exons. The record is from RefSeq and is a predicted model, not a curated record. Gene Ontology annotation, biological process: protein phosphorylation. Bases 123 to 1580 code for a protein of 485 amino acids. Gene Ontology annotation, molecular function: protein kinase activity; ATP binding. Lineage: Eukaryota; Viridiplantae; Streptophyta; Magnoliopsida; Brassicales; Brassicaceae.
UUCCUUUCCAUUUCUGUCUUCUUAAAGGAGAGGCUAUGUGCAUUUUCUAUGUGGGUUUGGCCAGAUUUCUAUGUUUCAGUAGCUCAAAUCUGAUAUUUGGUGAAUAAAGCGGAGCUCAGAAGAUGAGUUCGGGUUUAAAUGACACAUUAUCUCGGAAAUACAGUGGUUUGGAGCUAUGGGAGAUAAUAGUGAUUGUUCUCUCAGCGAUUUUCGUUGUAGUUUUAGCUAUAUCACUAUGGCUUACUUUCAGAAGAAAAACCUCUAGAUCUUCUUCUAAUCUAGUCCCUGUUAGCCGUCAGAUUACUACUAGCGUUCCUGAAGAAAUUAAAGAGAUUAGAGUCGACGAGGUUUCUUCAAGCAAUGGUGGCAAUGGAUAUCCCUCUAUUAGUGAGAAGUUUGGAGAUAAAGAACCUGAAAAGGGGAUAGUAGUAGCAGAGUCAGAAAAUGGAGAUAGUAGCCGAUCAGGCUCGUUUAAUCACUUGGAGAAAAAAGAUGGCUCGAGCGUUUCUUCUGCUAAUCCUUUGACAGCUCCAUCUCCUUUGUCUGGUCUUCCUGAGUUUUCUCACCUCGGUUGGGGACAUUGGUUUACUCUUAGAGAUCUUCAGAUGGCUACAAAUCAGUUUUCGAGGGAUAAUAUCAUUGGUGAUGGUGGAUAUGGAGUUGUUUACCGUGGCAACCUUGUUAAUGGUACUCCUGUUGCUGUUAAAAAGUUGCUCAACAAUCUAGGGCAAGCUGACAAAGACUUCAGGGUAGAAGUUGAAGCUAUAGGUCAUGUUCGCCACAAAAACUUGGUCCGCCUUCUUGGAUAUUGCAUGGAAGGAACACAGAGGAUGCUGGUAUAUGAGUAUGUUAACAAUGGAAAUUUGGAGCAAUGGCUCCGUGGAGACAAUCAAAAUCAUGAAUAUCUUACAUGGGAGGCACGAGUAAAAAUUCUUAUUGGAACAGCCAAAGCGCUCGCGUAUCUUCACGAGGCGAUUGAGCCAAAAGUGGUGCACAGAGACAUAAAGUCCAGCAACAUUCUGAUUGAUGACAAAUUCAAUUCUAAAAUUUCUGACUUUGGACUUGCCAAACUGCUUGGCGCUGAUAAAAGUUUUAUAACUACUAGAGUUAUGGGUACCUUUGGCUAUGUAGCUCCAGAGUAUGCGAAUUCCGGUCUUCUCAAUGAGAAAAGUGAUGUCUACAGCUUUGGGGUUGUACUCUUGGAAGCUAUAACUGGUAGAUAUCCUGUAGACUAUGCUCGCCCACCACCUGAGGUACAUUUGGUGGAAUGGCUGAAGAUGAUGGUCCAACAAAGACGAUCAGAAGAAGUGAUUGACCCAAACCUGGAGACAAAACCAUCUACAAGUGCUUUAAAAAGAACACUCUUGACUGCUCUAAGAUGUGUUGAUCCAAUGUCUGAGAAACGACCGAGGAUGAGCCAAGUUGCCCGUAUGCUUGAAUCCGAAGAAUACCCAAUUCCUAGAGAGGAUAGGAGAAGACGAAGGAGUCAGAAUGGGGCAACAAGAGAUUCAGAUCCUCCUAGGAAUAGCACAGACACGGACAAGAGUGAGUACCAUGACCUAAAGCCUGAAGCUGGAUAGCCAUUGGAAAAAAUCGAGGUGUAAAUUGUCGUAAAGUUUCGAGCUUUAUGUGAAGUUUCAAGUCCUUGGUUCUUCUCCAGAUCUUCUGCGUUAUGUGAUGUUUCUUUUCUUUUGUAAUAAGGAGAGAGAGAGAGAGGGUGAGUGAGUGUUCAUUGUUGUUGCUUGUAUAGUAUAUGUUUGUUGUAUUGUACUUUGCUUCUCCACGUUUUGCUAUGUAGGUUUGUUUUUGGACCAAGAAAACGUUAUUUGCAGGUUUUGUAGGAUCUUUAUGUUAAGUCUUUGAGAAAACGACGUGUAGUUUGCAAUUUGCUUGUG